CUUUGGACGCUUGACCGUGAGGAGACUUGAAGAAAAGCUAUGGCUCUUUUAAUUUCCGGGUAGAUUCAAAUCCAUCUUCAGAAAGACAAAAUGUCCAAAGUAAGAAGACCAAGCAACCGUUGGCUGAAAUCUUUGAAACCAUGAAUCAAAAGAAGCAUUUUCUCCUUAAGCAUCAGAUAUGUGCGAAGCCAAAAGCUGCUGUGGUGUAAAUGUGCCACCAGGAUCCAUUUCCAAACACAGCUCGCUCCUGCCAAGGUCAGCACCACCAGGCCUGCUGUCGCUGAAGUAACCAGAGAACCCGGAUUCCUCACUCAGAAGUGAAGCCAGUUCUGCAGCAUGCUGCAGCCCCUCUGGAGCCCGACAGCUGCCCCCAGGACCUGCUGCCAAGACGCCCCCAGAAUGCCACCCAAGAAAGUGCAAAUCCAAGUGGAAGAAAAAGAAGAUGAUACUGAGGAAAGCUCAAGUGAAGAAGAAGAUAAACUACCCAGGAGAGAAAGCCUGAGACCGAAGAGGAAGCGGACCAGAGAUGUUAUCAAGGAGGACGACCCAGAACCUGAGCCGGAGGAUGAAGAGACAAGAAAAGCAAGAGAAAAAGAAAGGAGGCGGCGGCUGAGAAGAGGAGCAGAAGAAGAGGAAGAGAUUGAUGAAGAGGAACUGGAGAGACUGAAGGCAGAAUUAGAUGAGAAAAGACAAAUGAUUGCUACUGUUAAGUGCAAACCUUGGAAGAUGGAGAAGAAAAUUGAAGUCCUCAAGGAAGCAAAAAAGUUUGUGAGUGAAAAUGAAGGAGCUCUUGGGAAAGGAAAAGGAAAACGAUGGUUUGCAUUUAAGAUGAUGAUGGCCAAGAAAUGGGCAAAAUUCCUCCGUGAUUUUGAGAACUUCAAAGCUGCUUGUGUUCCAUGGGAAAAUAAAAUCAAGGCAAUUGAAAGUCAGUUUGGCUCCUCGGUGGCCUCCUAUUUCCUCUUCCUGAGGUGGAUGUACGGGGUAAACAUGGUUCUGUUCAUCCUGACCUUCAGCCUCAUCAUGUUGCCAGAGUACCUCUGGGGUUUGCCAUAUGGCAGUUUACCUAGGAAAACAGUUCCAAGAGCAGAAGAAGCAUCUGCAGCCAACUUUGGUGUGUUGUACGACUUCAAUGGCUUGGCACAGUAUUCCGUCCUCUUUUAUGGCUAUUACGACAAUAAACGCACGAUUGGAUGGCUGAAUUUCAGGUUGCCGCUCUCCUAUUUUCUGGUGGGGAUUAUGUGCAUUGGAUACAGCUUUGUGGUUGUCCUCAAAGCGAUGACCAAAAACAUCGGUGACGAUGGAGGUGGGGAUGACAACACUUUCAACUUCAGCUGGAAGGUGUUCUGCAGCUGGGACUACCUGAUUGGCAACCCCGAAACAGCUGACAAUAAAUUUAAUUCCAUCACAAUGAACUUUAAGGAAGCUAUUAUUGAAGAAAGAGCAGCCCAAGUAGAAGAAAACGUCCACUUGAUCAGAUUCCUGAGAUUUCUCGCCAAUUUCUUCGUGUUUCUAACCCUUGGUGCAAGUGGAUACCUCAUCUUUUGGGCUGUGAAGAGAUCCCAGGAGUUUGCACAGCAAGAUCCCGACACCCUUGGGUGGUGGGAAAAGAAUGAAAUGAACAUGGUUAUGUCACUGCUGGGGAUGUUCUGUCCAACACUGUUUGAUUUAUUUGCCGAAUUGGAAGACUACCACCCUCUCAUUGCUCUCAAAUGGCUACUAGGACGCAUUUUUGCUCUUCUUUUAGGCAACUUGUAUGUAUUUAUUCUUGCCUUGAUGGACGAGAUUAACAACAAGAUUGAAGAGGAGAAGCAUGUGAAGGCCAACAUUACCCUGUGGGAAGCUAACAUGAUCAAAGCCUACAAUGCGUCCCUCUCCGGGAAUACCACUGGGCCACCUUUUUUUGUUCAUCCUGCAGAUGUUCCUCGAGGACCUUGCUGGGAAACGAUGGUGGGACAGGAAUUUGUGCGGCUGACUGUUUCUGAUGUUCUGACAACGUAUGUCACAAUCCUCAUUGGUGACUUUCUCAGGGCGUGUUUUGUAAGGUUUUGCAACUAUUGCUGGUGCUGGGAUUUGGAAUAUGGAUACCCUUCAUACACUGAAUUUGACAUUAGCGGCAACGUCCUCGCGCUGAUCUUCAACCAAGGCAUGAUCUGGAUGGGCUCCUUCUUUGCACCUAGCCUCCCGGGCAUCAAUAUUCUUCGACUCCACACAUCCAUGUACUUCCAGUGCUGGGCCGUGAUGUGCUGCAACGUUCCUGAGGCCAGGGUCUUCAAAGCCUCCAGAUCCAAUAAUUUCUACCUGGGCAUGCUGCUGCUCAUCCUCUUCCUGUCCACCAUGCCUGUCCUCUACAUGAUAGUGUCCCUGCCACCGUCUUUUGACUGCGGUCCCUUCAGUGGCAAAAACAGGAUGUUUGAAGUCAUUGGUGAGACUCUGGAGAAUGAUUUCCCAAGCUGGAUGGCAAAGAUUUUGAGACAGCUCUCGAACCCCGGGCUGGUCAUUGCUGUCGUUUUGGUGAUGGCUUUGACCAUCUAUUAUCUCAAUGCUACUGCCAAGGGCCAGAAGGCAGCAAAUCUGGAUCUCAAGAAGAAGAUGAAAAUGCAAGCUUUGGAGAACAAAAUGCGCAACAAGAAGAUGGCAGCUGCGCGAGCUGCGGCAGCUGGUGGCCAGUAACUUUCACAGAUAUGCCAGAGGCCUGGGAGUACUCCUUCCCUUCGUGGUUUAAAGUGAUUCCUAUGUGAAGCCCCAGAGGUCAAGCUUUGGGGACAGGCUGCUCUCAGUCAUCAAGGUCGUGCUUGUCAGCGAGGCCUCCUCAGUUCUCGUCAGGAAGAAACAUCUCCAUCGUACUCCAGAGUAAAGACUUGUUCUUGCUCUGCCACUUCUUCCCUUCCUGUUUCCCUGAUAUUUUCCUAACACACUGAAUUUGAAAAUGAUUGUGAUCCACUAAUGUAAGAUACUGGAUAUAAUUGGUGAGUUAAUUAAAUAAAACUUACUUAUAUAGACUUUC
Messenger RNA from Cavia porcellus (domestic guinea pig), 3004 nucleotides. RefSeq names its product transmembrane channel like 1 (gene Tmc1). Bases 337 to 2670 code for a protein of 777 amino acids. Gene Ontology annotation, biological process: detection of mechanical stimulus involved in sensory perception of sound; vestibular reflex. NCBI's taxonomy places the organism in Eukaryota, Metazoa, Chordata, Mammalia, Rodentia, Caviidae. Gene Ontology annotation, molecular function: mechanosensitive monoatomic ion channel activity; voltage-gated calcium channel activity. The transcript is spliced from 23 exons. Gene Ontology annotation, cellular component: plasma membrane. The record is from RefSeq and is a predicted model, not a curated record.